AUCAAAGUUGACAAUAUUUCGAAUUCAAUAUCAUUGCUUAUUAACACUUUUCAUUUUCGUCUUAUUAUUUGUUUACAAUUAGUAACAUUAUUCGGAGUCAACAUCAAAUCUGAUAUGGAUAUAAAAGAUAAAUAAAUACCAUUCAAUUAUAUGUUUUAAUUAAUUUGGCUGUAAAAAUUACAGGUUAAACUAUGACAUUAUUCAAAUAUUCGUGCAGUGAUAGUUAUUUGAAAUGACAAAUAGACAAUGCUAUGAAAGAUUCAUCUAAAGAAACAUUUUUUCAUGCAUAUCAAAAUUAAUACAAUUAAGGUCCACAAUAAUUUCAGUUGAAUUUUGGCAAAGAAUAUUAGAUAAAUAAUUUUUGCAUAAUAAUAUUUUUCUAAUGGACUAAUGAAACUUACAAAAACAUCAAUUUCCUUAAAAUCUUUUGAGUGUGAUCUAUAGCAAGGCUUUAAAACCAAAGCAUUUAAGAUUAAAGCAUAGUCAGGUUUAUACAUAACAUAAUAAUUAAAGCUUUUUUAGGCUUGUUUCCAAACUUUUUAAUCACAAAUUAAAAAUCUAAUUGAUAUAAAAAAAAAAAGAAUUUACAUAAUUAUUUACAAAUUAACAAAUAGUAUUAUAGAAUAAAACCAAUAUGAGAUAAAGAUAUAGAUUGUUGAUACUGCAGUGUUACAUUUUGUUUACUAGAUCUUUUAUGGUAGACAGAGAUACCAAAGAAAUCAGCGCAAUUAAUGAAGUAUUCCCAAACAGCUCUGUUUUACUUUGCUGGUUUCAUGUUUUACAGGCUGUGUACAGAUUUUUGAAUAAAAAAGAAUCUGGUGUAUCAGGACCCAUGCACGCACAUACCAGAAAAAAAGUUAUUGACUAUAUUAGAACUAUGAAAAUAUGUACCAAGAAAGAAGACUUUUCUCAAAAAGUUAAAAUGUUGCAAGAGAAGAUGCCUUCCAAACAAAUAGCAGACUACUUGUUAGACAACUGGUGUACUGACAAGUGGGGAUGUCGAUGGGCCAACUAUGGAAGACAUUUUUUUCAUGAAGAUCAAGAUACAAAUAACUUAGUUGAAAGGUUUUUCCUGGGCAUGAAAUACCAUUUCCUUGGUGGGUAUGCCAAUAGCAGAGUAGAGGACUUACUACUCCUUCUCCAUGGAAAUGUAACUAUGUUUUAUGACUAUCUGGAUGAACUCGCAAAGAUUGGUCGCCUGAAAAAUAUGGGAGGACAAAGGGGAGACAAAAGUAAAUUGACAGCAGAGAAUAUGCUCAAGGCAGGACUCGACCAAACUGUGCAAUGGACUUCAUCCACAGAAUGCACUGUUCCAUCACAGACAGCAUUUGGGACGAUUUAUAAUGUGGACAUUGUCAAUGAAGUGUGCAAUUGUCCAGCAGCAACAACAAGAGGAAUGUGUAAGCAUGUUCAUUUAGCUGAAUUGAUUGCUUCUAAAAGGAACAUCGACCUUACUGUAGAGCGCAGAUCAGAAGCAAUGGAUGUAUUUAAUGCAGAACAAUAUUUUUAUGACAGAGAUAACAACCAGGUAGAGGUUUUGUCAAGAUUGGGAAAUGUAUCAGUUGUUAAUUUGACCUCUUUCAAAUGUACAUGUUUUGCCAAUAGCCAUGGUAAACAUUGUGUUUGUGUGAUGGUAGCAAAACUGGUAGUUCCAUCACCUGACAUAGAGUCUACCUCAAUUGAUGAAACAAAACAACAAUUAAUUGAAGACAAAGAAACAACCGACCAGGCUAUUAAAAGAAAAAUUGAGGAAAUCAAUUUAUAUGUAAACAAUAAAAAUUUCCAGACAAUUGACGUGAAAAAAAAAGAAAGCUAUUUGUCAAGCACUCACAACGGCAUUACAUAUUUGUAAGACAACCAACUUUUCCAAAACAACAAGAAAGCGAAAGCAGCAACCGCUGUUUCCAAGCAGAAAAUCCAAAAGUCCAAAAACUGAUCAUGACUAUUCAGUAAGCCGAAAGUGUGUUCUGAAAAAACGGGGGCGUAAAGUUAAUGAUGAUGGCAGUUUCAAAUCUACGCACAGAAAGAAAGGAUCCAUUCGUAAACCAUUUCAAUGAAAAAAAUAAUGAAAUAUUAUACUGAUUUUGAAAAACUGCCUUUUCUAGAUAUUCGUUCAAAAAUUGUAUAUGUUACAUAGGUGCUUAAAUGCUUUAAAAGUAGGACAUAUACAGUUUGCUCUUGAAAUGUUUUGCAAAGAUACUGAUGUGAACAAAUGGAUAUAAUUUAAUAUAACAAAUACCUAUUCCUAAUGAUGAUUUUGUCAA
Messenger RNA from Mytilus californianus (California mussel), 2264 nucleotides. RefSeq lists its product as uncharacterized. The record is from RefSeq and is a predicted model, not a curated record. NCBI's taxonomy places the organism in Eukaryota, Metazoa, Mollusca, Bivalvia, Mytilida, Mytilidae. Gene Ontology annotation, molecular function: zinc ion binding. The coding region runs from base 695 to 1852 and encodes 385 amino acids. The transcript has 6 exons.